AUGUCAAAGAAGGCUGACGACAAGAAGAACGUCGUGGUCGUUGGCGGCGGCUUGGCCGGCAGCCAGCUCGCGCGCGAGCUCUCCUCCAAGUUCGACGCGUCCAAGUACAACCUCAUCCUCAUCAACGACCGCCCGUACAUCAUCAACCUCAUCGCCUGCGCGCGCAUGACGACCUCCAACGUCGACCGCCUCGAGGACCGCGUGCUCAUCUCCUAUGACAAGCUUUUCGUCAACGGGAACGGCACCUUCCUCCAAGGCAGCGUCGCCGCGAUCGAGGAGAUUGCCCCCGGUCAGGGCGGGAGCGUUGUCCUGCAAAGUGGUGAACGUAUCCCAUACGCGGUACUCGUGCUCGCGACAGGGAGCAAGUGGUCUGGCCCGUUGCAGUUCCCCGAAGCAGACUCGGAUCUGCGCUUGCAUAUCAAUGAAUGGCGGAAGCGUAUCGCGGACGCGAAGGAUAUCUACCUCAUCGGCGGUGGUGCGGUCGGCAUAGAGUUCGCGGGCGAAAUCCGUGAUAUUUACCCCCGCGCACAGGAAAAGAAAAUCACGAUCGUGCACAGCGAUAGCAUGCUGCUCAACUCGGUUUAUCCCGCCAAGUUCCGGAAGGACAUCGAGUACCGCUGUCGCACGCACGGGAUCAACAUCGCAUUCGGGGAAUAUGUCGAUCAGCUCCCGGAGCCAGGAAAGAUUGGUUUUACGACACGCAACGGGACACAGUUCCCCAAGGCGGACCUAGUUAUCCCAACCUUCGGCGCGCACGCCAACACAGCGUUCAUAUCCUCUCUCGGGUCGGACGUGCUCGCGGCAAAUGGCUGCGUCAAGGUGAAGCCCACGCUCGAGGUGCAGGGCCACCCGGGCGUCUUCGCUGUCGGCGACAUCGUUGACUGGGAAGAGCAGAAACAGGCCGCUAAGGCCGGGAACCACGUCGGCAUCGUCGCACCGAACGUGCUCAGCUUCCUCAUCGGACAGUCACAGACGAAGUUGUACAAUGGCAGCACCGAGCUGAUCGUCAUCCCUCUCGGGAAGAAUGGGGGGUCGUGCUAUUUUGACAUCCUCUGGGGCAUUGUCCUGGGCGACUGGUUCGCGCGACUCAUCAAGUCGAAGGACCUGUUUGUCAGCAAGGCCAGGUCGGACAGAGGACUGUGA
This is a messenger RNA of Laetiporus sulphureus 93-53, 1143 nucleotides long. RefSeq names its product FAD/NAD-P-binding domain-containing protein. Gene Ontology annotation, molecular function: flavin adenine dinucleotide binding; electron-transferring-flavoprotein dehydrogenase activity. Lineage: Eukaryota; Fungi; Basidiomycota; Agaricomycetes; Polyporales; Laetiporaceae. Bases 1 to 1143 code for a protein of 380 amino acids. Gene Ontology annotation, cellular component: cytoplasm. The record is from RefSeq and is a predicted model, not a curated record. The transcript has 5 exons.